Messenger RNA from Candoia aspera, 2939 nucleotides. RefSeq names its product tripartite motif containing 59 (gene TRIM59). The record is from RefSeq and is a predicted model, not a curated record. Gene Ontology annotation, molecular function: zinc ion binding; ubiquitin protein ligase activity. The transcript has 2 exons. Gene Ontology annotation, biological process: innate immune response; negative regulation of canonical NF-kappaB signal transduction. The coding region runs from base 180 to 1358 and encodes 392 amino acids. NCBI's taxonomy places the organism in Eukaryota, Metazoa, Chordata, Lepidosauria, Squamata, Candoiidae.
UCGCUGAGGCUAGGGGAGUUUGCGGGGACAGGCGGCCUGCUGGUGCGUCGGGCGUCUGGCGGGCGGCUGAGGUGAGCCUCAACGGCGGAGGAGAAAUCGGCGCCGAGCCUUUUUGCUUGUGAGCAAAGCGAGGAACGGCUUAGAUCGUUGCCGUUAUUGCUGCCCGGCCCGUCAGUGAAAUGCAUCAGUUUGAAGAGGAAUUAACUUGUUCUAUUUGCUACAGUAUAUUUGAUGAUCCUCGUGUACUGCCAUGUUCUCAUACAUUUUGUAGAAAUUGUUUGGAAAGUAUUCUUCAGAUAUCAAGCAAUUUUUCCAUAUGGCGACCACUAAGGCUUCCACUGAAGUGUCCCAACUGUCGAAGUAUUGUUGAAAUUCCUCCAUCUGGUACAGAUUCUUUGCCUGUAAACUUUGCAUUAAAGGCUAUUAUUGAAAAGUAUCAACCAGAGGAUCAUCCUGAAGUUGCUACCUGCAGCGAGCAUUAUAGACAGCCACUCAAUAUUUACUGUCUUCUUGACAGAAAACUUGUGUGUGGCCAUUGUCUUACAAUAGGAAAACAUCACGGCCAUCCUAUAGAUGACCUACAGAGUGCCUACAUGAAAGAAAAAGAAACUCCUGAAAAACUCCUUGAGCAGUUGACAGAUAAACAUUGGAGUGAAGUUUGUUUGCUUAUUCAAAAUCUUGAGGAACAGAAAGCUCAGUGUGGGAGUAUUGUUCAGGAGGAUAAAAUAACAGUUUUGCAAUAUUUUAAGAGACUCAGUGAUGCACUUGAUCAAAAAAAACAAGCUUUACUUGCAGUUCUGGAUGAUGUAAAUAUGCAGAUUGAGGCAGAAUACGAACCUCUCAUAGAAACAUUGAAAGGAAUAGUAGAAGAGCAACUUGAGCUAAUGUCACUGACUACAUCAUUUCAGGAGGAGGAAUCUCCUCUCCUUUUUCUGGAGAAAGUUGAGGAAAUACGUCAGCGUCUUAACACUUUGAGGGAAAAACCAUUACCAGUGAUUAAGCCUGUUGAAAUUCAUCCUCGAAUAGGACAGGUAUUAAAAGAUGUGUGGAAUAAAAGUGAAAUUAAUCAGAUUAACAAAAUUCUCAUUCCCAAAAUAAAGCUAAUUUCAAAACGAAAAAUAAAUAGCCAGGAUUGUGACAAUGAGACUAGACAAUCUAAAAAAUCCUUCUGGUUCGUAAGCCCUUUGGCAAUUAUAUUAAUUUCUUUUAUUUUUCUUACUGUUGUGUUUAGCCAACAUAUAUUAACAUUCAUUAAUGAAAUAGCUUUUCCAUAUAUUUUUGGUGCCUUGCAGAUAAUUUAUCAAGACUUAAGUAAAAGGUUGCACAUAGUAGUGGAAAACACUAUGAUACACCCCUGAUUUAGUUGAAUAAUUUCUUUUUGCUUUUGAUAGCAACUUUUUGCCCUGUUUAGGAUAAUAUCUGAAUUCUUAUGGAUUUCAUUUUAGUUUGAUGUUAAAUUAAGUAUGAGUUGAUACUGACAUCUGUUAAAUGUGACAGAGGGUGAAAUUACCUAGCAUUGCAAAUAGGCCAGUGACAGCCUGUACUGUUGGAAUGAAUGUUCAGUUCUAUUCUCAAAAUGCAUGCAGAGGCGAUCAUGUAAAGAUUGUGUGAGAAUCAAGAUGGAGUUUGGCUUGACUUGAUAGUUUACUCUGGUCACAUCUUUGUCGUCUUUACAUCCGUAAUUUUUAUAAACUGUAUUGAUAAACACAAUACAAUGUUGAUUAUCCUAAAACAUUCUUUUAAAUUGGUUUUCUUGUUGGAAACAUGUAUCUGAGGCUAAAUAUUUUGAAGUCUUUCCUUCUGGAAAAGGAAGUUAGUUGUUAGAUGAAACAACAUCUAACAGCUGCUAAUCAGUUCUAAUGUUUUAAAUAGUUUGCCUGGAAAAGAUGAAAAAAAUAUUUUUUCUUGAAUUAACUCAAUUAGAGAGGGAUUAUCUUGGAUGAGUAGGGAAACAGGUUAUAUUUCUAGUCUUUCUAGCAUUUAAAAUUUAUAUUUCUUCAUUUCAGUUUUCAUAAAGCUAAGUUUUUUUAAGGAUCACAAUUUGCGCUAAAUCCCCCAGAGGUUCUAGUUUUAGUUCCACAGAGGUUUGUGCUUGUCGCUUCAAACAAGAGCACUGUAGUACUUUUCUAGCACUGAUCGUAUAAGUGCUUGCUAUUUUACAUAUAUACUUCACUGAGGCCUUCAUUUUUCUUGGAAGACAGAGUGAUAUUAAUUGGCCAUGAAGGAGAUAACCUUUUGAGGACAUAAACAUGGCAUUGUCUGACAGGGUUAUGAUAAGUUGUAGGAAGAGCGUUUGUACUUUUUAAAGUGGAAUUGUGAUUAGUAGUGGACUGAUCCCUGGAAGUUUUCAGUUCGUGCAGAUGGCAGUGAAAGUGAUUAGAUGACCAAAAGCAGCAGGGCCUAUCAACUUCUUCAGAAUAGUUUGUGGAAUUUAAUGAGUUUGCUGUAAAGAUUAAUGGACUUUUUUAACGUGCUUUCAUUUUGCAAAAACAGAUGUUUAGCUGUUACCACAUAAAAUAAAGCAAUUAGUAGAAAGGAAUACAUGUAAACGAUAACUGUAGUUUCAGAAUAAAUAUUGUCAUCAUCCUUAACUGUAUUUAGUUCAAUAUAAACUUAGAGCACAAGAGCCUGGUAGAAAAUAUAUUUUAAAUAAUGUAGUAGCCUCUUUUCUGCUUGUUAUACCAUAUAUGGCUUAUAGCAGCUGCAUGGCAAUAAUCAGGGGGAUAAGUUUUUUGGAAUUUGUUAACUCCAUGCUCAGUAUUGUUGGCUCUCAUUAUUCAACUGUACUCAACUUCAUGCUUUUAAAUUUUAAAAUUUGUAAUGGGUUUUUCAGGUUUCAGAAUUUGUACUUUUCAUUAAUAAAAUAUUUUGAUUUUUAUGUUAGAAUUGUAUUCAUAGUUACAUUUCUGAAGCUAUUUUAAAUAAAUGCAAGAAAAUAA